AUGUCAUCAUCAACUCGUAUUGAAUGGAUGUGGAAAUCCAAUGAAAAUCCAUGGGACUCUUCACAAGAAGAACAAUGGAGUUCAUAUUCGGAUGUGGAAACGGCAAUGAUUGAAGAAGCAUUUCAAAAUAAUCUUUCGGAAAUUUUAUUGGAUAAUUAUCAUAUUAAUUUGAAGAAAUCUCUUCAAAUUUCCAAUUCAAAUGAAAAUAAUCAACGACCUAUAAAACGUAUUCAACGAAAUCAAAGAUUAUCUGGAGGAAAACUUCGAGAAACAAGAUUUCUUCCAACACCAAUUCAUCCAGAAACACCUUUUGCUGAUCAACAAUUAUUUUUAAGUUAUAUUGGAGAAAUUUUUUCAAUGUUUCAAGUACAGGAUAGUAAUGCACUUCUUGAAACAAAUAAUCGGCAAUUAAUGAUAAAAAAAGCAGCAGAAGGAAUUAUGAAUGAAGGAAAACUUUUAGGGAAACAAAAAGAAGCGGAAUGGAUAAGUGAACAACUAAUCAAAGUUAUUAAUGGAACAGAUGAACAAAUUUGGCAAUGUUGUGCUCAUCUUUAUACAAUGGAAUCAUUUUUAUAUCAAAAAUUAAAUGAAUAUAUGAGACUUUGUGGAGAUAAAAAUCAUAAACAACUUUGGAAAAAUAAAGUUCAAAUAUUUGGACCAUUUGCUUUUCUUCUUCAAAUGCUAAAUUUUUCAAAAAAUUAUCAAGAAUUUUAUGUUUAUCGUGGAGCAAAUUUAUCAGAUGAAUUAAUUAAUAAAUUUCGUAAUAAUAUUGGUGCAUAUCUCAUGUUUCCAGCAUUUACAUCAACAAGUCGAAAUCGAGAAAAAGCUCAACAAUUUGGAAAUGUUCUUUUUAUAAUUCAUACAAGUUCAACAAGUGGAUUUGAUAUUUCACAAUUUUCGGAUUAUCCAGAUGAAGAAGAAACUUUACUUAAUGCAGAUUUCAAUUUUUUUAUUCGAUCUUGUUCAUUUGAUCAAAAGAAAAACAAAUGGAUAAUUGAUAUUUCUUCAUGGAAUGACCGAUAA
This is a messenger RNA of Adineta ricciae, 1023 nucleotides long. Lineage: Eukaryota; Metazoa; Rotifera; Eurotatoria; Adinetida; Adinetidae. The record is from the annotation of a GenBank genome assembly.